AUGGCGUCCGCGGCCACAAGACCCACCUUCACCUUCCACCUCACGACAUCCCGUUCCCACUCAAAACCCACAACCAAAUGCCAUUUCCCCAAACUAAGACCACCGUCCAUUUCCCUCCACAAGCCUUCCCAUUUCGCCAUCUCCUCCAUUGAUGUCUCCAAGGAAGACAAACCGCCGACCUCUGAACCCGCCGCCCAGGCCAGCGAACCAGUGGCCGAGCUAUCAUCAGAAACGGAGGCCGGGCAGCAAUUCGAUUUCGACCAGCGGAGGCUGGAGGAGAAGUUUGCAGUGCUGAACACGGGGAUCUACGAGUGCAGGUCGUGCGGGUACAAGUUCGACGAGGCGGUCGGCGACCCGUCGUACCCGGUUCCACCGGGCUUGCCGUUCGAGCAGCUCCCGGCGGACUGGAGGUGCCCGACCUGCGGAGCUGCCCGGAGCUUCUUCCAGAGCAAGAGCGUGGAGAUCGCCGGGUUUGCCGAGAACCAGCAGUAUGGGCUGGGAGGGAACGCGCUCACUUCUGGGCAGAAGGCCAUUUUGAUAUACGGGAGUUUGCUGCUCUUCUUUGCUCUCUUCUUGGGCGGCUACUUCCUGCAAUGA
Linum tenue is the source of this 597-nucleotide messenger RNA. NCBI's taxonomy places the organism in Eukaryota, Viridiplantae, Streptophyta, Magnoliopsida, Malpighiales, Linaceae. The record is from the annotation of a GenBank genome assembly.